Messenger RNA from Paramuricea clavata, 384 nucleotides. Lineage: Eukaryota; Metazoa; Cnidaria; Anthozoa; Malacalcyonacea; Plexauridae. The record is from the annotation of a GenBank genome assembly.
AUGAAUGGAAAUAAACCCAUCCCACCCAGUAAAGACGAUGAGUUACCUGGAGAACCAAAUAAUACUAGCACUGCAACCGUCAUUGACAAUUUGACUUCAACUGAUAAUCCGGCUACAACUGGCUAUAUGACAACAGAAGAUUCAACGACAACGACGACCACAAAAACACGGAAUAAAGUUCUUCUGCAAACAGCAGUUACGUAUGCGCAAGGGGAGAAUGGCUCCAAUCCAAUACCAGUUCGAUUACUUUUGGAUAGCGGUAGCCAACGUUCCUACAUUACCAAUUCAUUAAAGAAGCGACUCGGUCUGGUUCCAAUACGAACAGAAACUCUUAAUUUAAAUACCUUUGGUGAUGAUCAUUUUAAGAAACGACGUUGCAAUAUA